This is a messenger RNA of Dinoponera quadriceps, 3175 nucleotides long. RefSeq names its product endophilin-B1 (gene EndoB). Gene Ontology annotation, molecular function: protein binding. The coding region runs from base 276 to 1259 and encodes 327 amino acids. Gene Ontology annotation, biological process: membrane organization. Lineage: Eukaryota; Metazoa; Arthropoda; Insecta; Hymenoptera; Formicidae. The record is from RefSeq and is a predicted model, not a curated record. The transcript is spliced from 8 exons. Gene Ontology annotation, cellular component: membrane; cytoplasm.
GUGAUUGGUUAAUUUCUUAAGUUAAAGAUUAAAUCAACUAUUGUAGACCAAGGCUAAACAUAUGAAGUGUACGUACGAGAUUCGAUAAAUUUCUUGAGCUAGUGCAGCGAGUCCAACUAAAAAGAACGAACCAAAGAUGUCGCCACUCCGCGGAGACACGCGAUAUUAGUGAUCGAUCGAAAAUAAAGCGCAUAAAGCAAAAGUGUGUACAAAGCGCAGCGAGAGGAAAAGAGUGGUGAGUGCGGUGUCCGUUGGUGAGAGAGGUUCUCGAUCGUAUGAGAUCUGGACACGCGAGGAUGGAUUUCAAUGUGAAAAAAUUGGUGAAGGACGCGGGAGCCGCCCUCAGCAGAGUCGUGCAGUUAACGGAGGAAACAUUAGGUACCUCAGAGAAAACAGAGUUAGAUGCACAUUUGGAGCAUUUAGCAGAAAGGGGAAAUGCCACCAAAGUAUGGACAGAAAAAAUACUGCGAAACAUGGAAGCUGUGCUUACCCCAAAUCCUGGCAACAGAAUCGAAGAUUUUUUCUAUGAAAAAAUCGAUAAAAAGAAACCUAACAGGCUGAGCAAUUUGGAGUAUGUAGGCAUUGACAUGAUACAAGCCGGGAAUGAUUUUGGUCCAGGGAUGGCUUAUGGUAGUGCAUUGAUAAAAGUUGGCCAGUGUCAGCAAAAGUUGGGACAGGUUGAGAGAGAUUUUAUAGGGAUUGCUGCCAACUGUUACAUACAGCCUUUGAGAAAGUUCUUGGAUGGAGAGAUGAAGACUGUUAGCAAAGAGAUGGCAAUAUUGGAAACUAAGAGACUGGACUUGGACGCGUGUAAAAACAGAGUAAGAAAAGCAAGAAGUUUGCUGGGCCAACAGAGUGAGUCCGGCGUACCACCCGAAGUGUUGCUUGAUCAGGCAGAGAGGGAGUUGAGGAUAGCGCAGUCGGAGUUCGAUCGUCAAGCGGAAAUCGUGAAAUUGCUGUUGGAGGGUGUCUCAAGUUCGCAAGCCGGCCAUCUGCGGUGUCUGCACGAGUUCGUGGAGGCGCAAGCCCGCCACUACGCCCAGUGUCAUGCCGUCAUGCAAGACCUGCAGCGUGAACUUGCCGGAGCACGUCAACCGAGCCCUUUAUUGAGAGUCAACAGCGAAGAAUUGAUCGAGCUGACACCCUCGCCUACAUCCCCCGUAAACUCAUCUGUCUACCCUCAAAGUUCGCCAAUAACCGCCGCUGGUUCCGCCACUUAUGUUACUGCUACCUUUGACACUGAUAUUAGUAAAGUCUAAUUUGGCCAGAUGCUUUCAUAUCCGGUGAGAAUCGGCGCAAUCGAUAUUACUCAGCGCUGCCAUCCAGUCAGUUAGGUCCCCGCCUUUUUCUUGUCAUUUUUUCUUGACAAAUCACUAAAAGAAAACAGUUGUUAAACAACAUUUUACUAUUGUCCAAAAUGGGUCACUAUAGGAUGCGGACACGAAAACAAUACUAUUAGCGCAUUUCAGAACGCAGGCAUAGUUGCCUUUUCCUUGAGCUGCCGUUAAAUUCGAAAAAAAUGUGAGAGUUCUACAUAUAUUUUUGCCGUCUCUCUUAACGUGGCACGUAGAAUUUCACUAUUUUGUGGCAAGACAAAAAAGUGAACGGAUUCUAAAAGCACCAGGUAUUUGGGGGGUUUUCAGGCAUAGAGAUAUUAUAAAUAGAAGGGGCAAGGUAUACGGCUGUUUGUAAGUGGAAGCGUCCUCUCGGUAGAAAGAGAAAGAAGUCACAAUUUCGAACAGGAAGCUUUAUACGAUCACCGACAACAAUAUACCUUAUUGUUCAAAAUUACUUGGAGAAACGACUGAAACAUGAAAGCGACAAAUUUAACGAUGUAAAAUAUCGUAUCCGUAUGCGAAACAAUAAAAUGACGAUAUUUAAAGGUGAAUAAACUGUAAGAGUACAAAAUGAAUUCUGUGAUUACUUUAAUGUGCAUGUGAUUAUACUGUAUUCAUUAAUUUAUUAAUGCGAUAAAGAUAUUAAUACUUUCAUUUAUAUUUAUUUCCAACAAGUUGAAAUAAAUAGUUUCACAGUAAAUAUAACAAAUGAACGCUUUUUCAUGAAAAAUAAAAUUAAGCUCGAGCCAAUAUCAUAACGAAGAAGUUAAUAAAAUUGUUAAAAAGUUGUUAAUUUACUUGAAUUUCAUUAAUUUUUCCUUUCUAUUUAACGUUUUAAAUGAAUAUAAAAAACGCAUGUAUAAAUAUUAAUUGGCACUUAAUUUAUGUUUUGUUUCUUCAUGUUUAUUAAAUAAAAAAAAAAAAUUCAAUGUGGAAUCGAACUUGAGUAUGUUUUCAAAAGGACUACGUCGUAGUCCGCGCGGUUACGACACAUCCCUUUGCUUUGAUGGAAGCUUAUAUUUCAGUUGUGCUCCCCGUUUGGGUUUAAGUGGUACGGAGUUUAGGUUAACUCUGCUGUCGUCCCUCCUCUCAGCUGGGCUAUGUAGUGGAGAAAACACGAGCCAAUCACGGGGGGGAGAGGGGGGGGGGGAGAGAAAGAGAGAUGCAAGACCCGCCCGGUCUUCUUUCUCUUUCUACCAAGCGGACGCCUCCAGAAUUAACUUGCCCCCUCUAUUUAUAAUAUCUCUAUGUUUUCAGGUCGCUGAAUAUAAAUUUGAGAUUAAAAUUUUUAAAUUCAAAAUGGCGGAUCUAAUAUGGCGACUAAAAAAUCAAAAUCUAUGUGUUUGUUAUAAAACUCGGUAUUUAGGGUUCUUUGAUUCGUUGAAUACGAAUUUAAGGUUAAAAAUACCUACAUUCAAAAAUAAUGGACCCAAUAUAGCUGCCAAAAAGUCGAAAUUUAUUCAAAUACUUCGAAAUCUAUUUUUUAUGAAGUUUUUUUUUACAAGUCUUUUAGAUCGCUGAUUUUGAGUUCAAAUUCACAAUCAGCGACCUCAAAAACCCCAAGAUAUCAGUGGUAAUCCGUAUUGUAUGAUCUAAACAUAUUUUUCACAUUGCCCGUCGCAUGGCGGGUUUGCCACGUUAGAGGUUAAAAUAAAACUACUCUGAAAGCAUAUUUGUAUUAUUCAUGCCCUUUCUUUGUUAUGAACCUUCAAACGGUAUUAUGAAAAGAAAUCGCUAUAUAUUAAUUUAAAGAUAAAGGGGGAAGUAAGUGUUACUUCUUUUGCUUAGUCUUAGUCAUUCUUAGAAUUUUACGAAAAAUAUAUCACUUUUGAUCAUUA